AUAUUUGUCCUGGGAUUUGAGCAAGUGUUUCCACCAUCCAGAAGGCCGUGCUACAGAUAUUUUCAGAAACGGGACGCCAUGUCAGAUUUUUUGUGUUAUUGCGUGAAUAGCAGAUCCGUAUUUAUUUAAAAUUACCAUUUCAUCGUGGUGAAUAUUCCCAGAAAUCAUUCAAGCUGGAUAGGCUACCAGAGUACCUGCGUGACACUGUGGACUGGUUUAUGGGGAAGGCGAGACGGAAAGACCGGGAGCUAUCAUCAUUGUGUUCAGACGACCCGAAACUAUACUUGGAGGAGGGGCUUCUAGAACGAAAGUGUCCUGACAUCGACUUACAAGUAUUACUGGAACUCCCUCCCGGUCUAGAUUACAACGAGUGGCUAGCAUCUCAUACUUUAGCGUUUUUUGACCAUAUAAACUUAAUAUAUGGCACAAUAUCAGAGUUUUGCACGAUGUCGGGAUGUCCUGAGAUGACAGGACCCGGCCUCAGAACAUACCUAUGGUUUGAUGAAAAAGGCAAGAAAACCCGUGUCGCUGCUCCCCAGUAUAUUGACUAUGUGAUGACAUUUACCCAAAAAACUAUCAGUGAUGAAAGUAUAUUUCCAACUAAGUAUGCCAAUGAUUUUCCUAGUUCAUUUGAAUCAAUUGUCAGGAAAAUAUUGCGGCUUCUAUUCCAUGUAUUGGCUCACCUUUACCACUGCCACUUUCGGGAGGUGGUGCUGCUGAACCUCCAUGCACAUCUCAACUGCGUGUUUGCACAUCUUACUCUAUUUAAUGCUCGUUUCUGCCUAAUUGAUUCCAAGGAAACAGAGAUCCUUCAUGAUCUGGUUGUGGCUCUCAAGUUACAACCAGAGGGUGAUGUGUCACAUACUGAAACCUCCUCAACCACUGGGGGAACCGGAAAUACAGGGAGUACUGGUAGCUCGUCUGCUGCUGUGGGUUCUGCCCAACAAACGGCAACUACUACCGAAAGCUGUGAAGCAGCUAAUACCACGACAGCCUCAUCAUCAUCGUCUCAAUCAUCAGGUUCUACAGGUUUACCUUCAACAUCUGUGCAGCGUCGCUCAAGUAGAUGUGAGGACAGUUAUUUGCAGUGUGAAGUGCCGCUUUUAAAUGAACCACUAAUGGGCAGACAAGAAACCGUAGCGGGGGUGUCUCACUAGUCUGACUAAACGGUACCGGUACCUCAUCAUGUUGUUAUUGUAUGAAUAUUUUAGUUUGUAGUUCUGUUUCUCCUCUGAGGAUGUGGUUCUCUUAUUUCUUUGUACUAAUCAAAAACAGUCACUGUUUAAUCACCCAUCAAACAUUUUUAUAAGAAUGUCGAAAGGGACACCCUCCCAGGCGGGAAGUCUUUUAUUGUUUUCAAUUAAUUGGUUUCAUUAGUAACCACAACCUCAGAAGAGAUUGGGACACCAACUCACUCAGAUAAACUGCAAGAUUUUUAUGAAAAUUUUUGGAUUGAUGCAAGUGCAGAUCAGACACCAAGUCCAGUUUGGUUGAGAUGAGUUGAUGUUCUCUUGUUAUUGCUUUUUUAGGGGAACAUUUCACCAUUUGCUUUCAUUAUUUUUUUCCUCAUUUGACUCUUGUGUUUAAAACACUCAAAUGGAAAGAUGUUCAGAGAUGUUCAGACUUACUUUUGAAUUAAUGGUUUGUGUUGAACUAAUUGACUGUGACAUGGCUGUUGCGUACUCUUGUAGGCUGUUUACUGUUUAUAAGUGCUUCUUUCACAGUUAGUCUAAUCCCUACUUCCAAGCAAUGCUGUGAAUAUGUCAUAUCCAUAUUGUUUACUGCAACUUUUGUUUCCUUUUCUAGUUUUGACCAAGAAUGGCUCUCAGCUAUUCCUACCUAGCCUGCUAUGUAGUCCUCGAAUUUUGUGUUGCCUGUACCAAAAUUGUGAUUUAUUUAUUUUAUUUUGUUGACAUUCUUUGACUUGUAAAGCAAAAAGGAAAAUAAUAAUCUUGACGCAAGAUUCAGAAUUUUUGAAUUUUGUUUCGUUUUGUUUCUUGAGCAGUGUCAGCUGGUAGAUCUCCCUGAUAAUCCUCAAGUUCUCUGAGGAAAUGUGAUUUAUGUGAUUGAAGGCAAAUUGAAAUGUCUCCAAGCACUUCUGUUCCCUUUCACUACUACACUAAAAGAAAAGCUGAAUUUGUUUUAUUUUAUGUAGCUUAAGUUUCCUAGUGUAAUUUAUGAACUGUGAAGUUAUUGUUGGAUUACGUAAAUAGUAUAUGUGAGUGGUCAAUCUUUUAUUUUCCUGUUUGAAAAAGAAGUUGGUUGUAUUGUCUUGUGAGCUUAGCAUUUAAAUUAUUUUCCUCAAAUGCUGUGGCAAUGGCCAACAUGGAAUCACCGGUGCAGUGCAAGACCUAUCACUUUUUAAAUGAGUUGUUUAUAUUGUAGAACAAAAGUGCAUCCAUGCCUUUGUGUAUAAAAUGCUCUUAUUUAGCCAAGCCAGUGAUAAUAGUGAUGCAACUUCCACAAACGAACUGAGUGGCCUGUGACCAUUUUCAUCAUCUGUCUAUUUUACUUGGAGUUUAACAACACAAAUCAAUGUGAUGUUAGCCACGUAAUGCUUUAUAAACUCUGUGGUAUUAUAAAUCUAAUGUUUCCUUAUUGAAGUUGCCAGGCUUACUGUUCCCCAGUUUUUAAAAUGUCAUGAGGUGUUUUGUAUGUGUUUUUAUACAGUCUGGGGUGAUGCUUUUUCUGGUAAGAUGUACGAGUUGUUACACAAGUCACAAGAGAAUUCAUCCUCCAGCAUUUUUAAACUGUUUUUCUUUUCUCUUUUUCUCUUCUUUUUUUUAUUGUUAAAUUAUAAUUUUAAGGUUCCUCUACUGGUGAUAAAUCGACUACUCUGAACAAAGCUUGUACUAUUCUCUGUUUCUAUUAUUUUAAACCAUUUUAAUGUCUUCAGUGUCAACAUUUGGAGCCAAAACAAUUUUAGUGUAGUAAGGCCAAUGCAUAGACAAAUGUCUGCUGAAGUGAGGUGAUGUUGGAGGCAUGUUUUGGAUUUGAACAAUCUAAGUAAACAAUCCUGGUUUUCCAUUUGUCACCAUCAAUGGAGUCUCUGCUUAAGAGUCGUGAACAAGAUCUAACUUCAAGAAGGUGAUUCAGAAAUUAGGAAAAUCAAGACGUGUUUGUAUUUAUUUUAUGCAUGUCACUUGAGCUGAACACUUGUGCAUAUGUAUGCGUUACAUUCAUGUGUAGGAUUGUGAACAAUAUGCGUGUCUUUGGGGUGAAUUAGUUUCAGGUGAUGGGAAGGUGAGAUUUGUGAUAAUUGUCAUUGGCUUUAAUGUUUAAAGAAAUGUUUAAGUUACACUUCUUUCGCACGUAAAUGCACCAGAGCAUUGGAUUAUUAGUAUCAGACUUUCUUCUUCCUGCUAUUGUGUAGUGUUUGAGUUGAGUUACCAUUGCAAAAACAAAAGUUAGGCCUGUUCCUUGUGGGUUGCGGUCAUGGUACAGUAUAGCCAUGCUUGACUAAGACUUUGGCACAUGCUUUUCUUACCACAACAUACAUACUGUAUUCAUUUUAUCAUGACAUUGCUUCUAUCAUAAACAAUGCACCCUGUGUCAAUUACUGUGUUAUCAGUUUUAGACAGUUACUAACUUAACAUUUCACCUGCUCAUCAUGGAGCAAAAUCACUUUUCAAACUGUUCUGGAACACAAUUUUGUGAAGUGGUACUUCAAUGUCUUCAGGUGUGGUUGUGUACUGUUUUUAGAAGCAGGUUUCUCUGUAACUCUUAAACCAAAUAUAAACCUGUUUACUGUGAAGAAUUUUUGUGAGUUCUACCAAAAAUUAAUGCAGUUUCUCAAUUUCUCUUAAAUUUCAUGACUCUGAAAGUGGGUUAUCUUAGGGUUAAUGAUGUUUACCAUAAGCAGAAUAGCUGAUGCCCAUUCUUUUAGAAUCUAAUAUUGCAUAAAACUAUUUAAAGAGCAGCGCACUUUGAUAAAACUACUAAGAUUCUUAAAUAUUUCAGCCUGUUUGUUUCACCCUUAACGUGUGUUACUUAUACUAACAAAAAAAAACUAACUGUUGUAGUUCAAAAUUUUUAAAUAGUGUCAAGUAAUUCUGCAUAACAUUCUCAUUGAAAUACUUCAUGAAUAUGCAGAUCUUUAUUUGGUAAUGUAGUGUACUGUCUUGUACGUAUUUUCUUCUUUGGCGCUGGUGGUGGAACCUUACCAACUCCUUUCAGGGAAAUAACUAGAACUUACGUAAUUUCUUUUAUCCCAUACCUUACCUCAAUGAUAUUUGAUUUGCAUUUUAUCAAUAGUCCAUCUUUCUGCAACUCUUACUUUGCAUUUUAAUGUGCAGCUGUUAGGAAAUGCGAAGUUCAAGGCUUGCACAUUUAUAUGCCAGCAAAGUUCGAAACCUUUUCCUCUAUUUCUUUUCAAAAGCAUUGUAAUAGCCGACUUCUAGCGAGACUGAUUUGUAUUGUGAUUCGUGGUUGUUAAAAUAAUUCCAAAGGACCGUUUCAUUCGGUUCCGUUUGUUGAUGUUUACAAUUGUUUUCUCUUGUUUUUAUUUAAUGAGCUAUUUUCUAGGGUGGUGACCUAAGUAGUUCCUUGAUCAUAUUUCAUGUUUUCUAUUUCCCUCCAUUAUAAACGUUUUGCUUCAUGUGGAUUAUCAUUAUUUCACUGCCCUAACUUUUCAUUUGGUUUUUGUAGCUGUGUGCAAAGUGAAUUAAAUGAUGAUGAAGUUGUUAAUCGUGCUCCAAACCUGUAUACAAUUUAUGCUUUCUGCAAUAGUUUGAGCAUUAACUCCUAUCUUUUCUUGGAAGAAUUUCGUUGAACAAAUUGUUUUUGUAUGGCGUGUUUUUAAUGUCUCAAGUUAAAGUGGCAUGUUUUCAAUUUGGUAUUGAGCUUUUUGAACUGUUUUCUGACAACUAUAAAAUUUCAAGUAUCAUAAGGACUCCAGUAUUAUAGCAAAAAGCAUAAAUCGUGAACACACUGAGCCAUUCUGUUGUAUAUGUUGUGGGUGCUUGCUCCUCAAACUCCGAACUGUUGGUUUGUAUGGAAGUGAGAUGUGAUUAGCUUGAGGUUAUGUAGAUCCUUUCUAGCAUCCUGGUUGUACAGCACUAAGAUUGAAUUGCUCUCAAUGAAUUUAUGGAAGGAAGUUAAGUUUAACAUUAAUUUAGGCUACAUACACUGUUGCACGUGUUACAGGCUGUGGAUUUCUAUGCCUAUUAGAAGGCUCUUAGUUAUGUAAUUAUGUUUGGAGAAUAAUGGAGCAGAAUUGUGACCCUUUAAUGCAGUGCGAACCAAACAAUAGGAAAAUUAUUUCAUUCAUUGUGGUAAGCGAAACCUAUUAUGCUAAUCAUAGUUUUGAUACAGAAAUGGGAGCUUCUCCUUCACUGCUCCUGAACCUGAGGAAUAAUCCUGGUUAAAUUAACAUCGUCAUCUCUGUAAUAUGUUAAUGCAAAUUAUUUUUGAGAAAAGCAAAAAGUCAAUAUUUUGAUUGAAAUCGUUAGUGCAGUAAAGGGUUAAGUCUGUUGCCGCUGGAGGAUCUAAGUCAUAGUGUAUCUUUCGCUUUUGUAGUAUUUUACAACUUUGUUUACUCUUCUUUUCCAAGUGUACUUGAUACUUCAUUUGUCAUUAGGUAAAGUGUUAGCAUUGUGGGGAUUUGUUUUUAAUUGUGUUGUUGUUUCUGUUUAUUCCUAGAAAUGUACUUUUUCUCACUUCUUUUCAUUUUUCUUCCGUUUUUUUUUUUUUUUCAAAGUGACUAGUAGUAUUUGAAAGUGAAAAAGAUAUCUAUGGGAUUUAUGAGACGUGUACCAUAUCUUGUUUGAUCAAUGAAAUUCUGCUAAGUUGCACUUCAGAUUGACAGAAAUAAAAACCCAUGUACUUAAUUUGAGUAGAAAUUUGUUACACUCAUAGUUAGCAUUCGUCGUUAAAGCAGACCCUGUCUUCUGUGUGGUCUGUUAUUGCUGACUUUUGGGGAAAUCUAUGGUCAUGAAUUUUCUAUUAACAAAGUUUCUGAAACCAAACUUGGAAGCGCAAUCAUGUAAACCUUUCAUACACUGUUAAAAUUUUAUUAGUUUUAUUGGCAUAAAACAAAGAAAUAUGAAUAAAAAAUUAGUGUUGCAUCUUAUGAAUGAUAAGAAUUGCUUUGGGGCAUGUUGAUGUGUUUUCUGUUUCGUUCAGAUUUUGUUUUGAGGGACCAUGGAGAUAUUUAAUUACCAGGUUGUUGGGUCACUUGUUCUCCGCUGGCAGUGACUAGGGUUAUGGUAGUGGGCCUUUACCUGCCGUUUGGUUUUAGUGCCUUAGUGGAUUUGGACAUGUGUCGACAUGUGUGCACCCUUGUACUUUAAUGUGCAUUCGAAGGCGGAGCACCAAAACAAAAUAGCUGCUUGACUGCCUGUAACAUUGAAGUUUUUGCAGGAGUGCUUCCAGUCCCAUUUAAAAUUCACACAUGACGGAAAACUUAUGACCAGACAAUAUUUUUUCUACAAAUCUAUAAAACUUGAUCGCUGGGUCUAAACUCUUGAUCGGAUGUUGGGUCAAUUCCUCAUAAAUUGUUUCUACGACUAAGCAAGGCAAUGUCUAGAUAUGAGUAAUAUCUAAUUUUGCUCUAGAGUGUAAACAGAUUUUAGAAUUAUGUGAUUGUUAUCAAUUGGAACUCAUUGGUGGCACAUUUGUAAAUGACCAUAGAUUGAUCAUUGUUACACACAUGUUCCUUUCAAUUGGCAGAUAAGAUGGGUUAAGUCUGGAUGUUGAAAUCUGGUGUCAAUGUGUUAUGGUGCAAUAUCUAAUAAACCUAUAUCAAACUUGUAAGUACAUGUUCCCUCAGCUCAGUUUGGUAGCUAUAGCUCUUUUCAGCUUAAGCUGCUUUUCAAUUACCAUUUGUGCAACUUAAAAUUCUCCUUAAGUCAGUUCCUUACCAACCCUGUUGAAUUGAUCCCAAGUUUCUCCAAAAAAAAAAAAAAACAGAUGAUUUUUGAAGAAAAUUUUCUUGAUCAACAAUAACUAAAUUUUUGGGGACCGGAAGGUUCAUAAUGUGUACUGCUGAUAACAAUUUAGAAAUUAAAUUGUAAGUGAAACAAAAUAGUGAAACUAGCAAUUGAGCAUGUUGUGUGUGAGUGAAGAAACGAUCAUAUAAAUAGUUUUAAAUAUGAAGGAAGUAUUUUUAUUUUUGUUGGUGAUUAAUGUGAGGAGUGGUAGGAGUGGUAUUUUACUACAAAGGCCGGCCGCAGCCGCUGCGCUCCACUGCUUCUGAUAGUGUACAUUUGUUCUGUAUAGCUGGGAGAAGUAAAAAAUAAAAUGUGUUAACUUA
Messenger RNA from Thrips palmi, 7252 nucleotides. RefSeq names its product MOB kinase activator-like 2 (gene Mob2). Bases 219 to 1157 code for a protein of 312 amino acids. Gene Ontology annotation, cellular component: cytoplasm; nucleus. Gene Ontology annotation, molecular function: protein kinase activator activity. The record is from RefSeq and is a predicted model, not a curated record. NCBI's taxonomy places the organism in Eukaryota, Metazoa, Arthropoda, Insecta, Thysanoptera, Thripidae. Gene Ontology annotation, biological process: signal transduction; positive regulation of protein phosphorylation. The transcript is spliced from 5 exons.